UUCACAACCAAGAUGGCUGCCGGCGAGGAGCAGAGGGCACCCGCGGGAUCACCGUCAGCGGUCGUUAAUGACUGUGAAUGAAGGUUGCGUGCUGAGGGCGUUCGUGUAGUUGGCCGCAGUCUGGCGAAGGGCGCGGGGAUUUCCCGGGAGCGGCUCCUGUAUCUUCUACCUGAUGGAAGAGGAGAGAAGAGAGAAUGACCCGGGUGGAUGGGGUCUUUGAUUAUGCUGGCUGCUUCGCCAAGGCAGCAAGAGGUGAUCAGUCAUGAUGGAAGACAAAGGUCCACGUGUUGCUGACUAUUUUGUGGUGGCAGGCAUGACUAGUGCAUCAAAGCCGCUUGAAGAGGAAAUACAGUUUAAUGACAACUGCCAUAAAUUAGCUAAACCGAAAACACCAAUUACAGAUGUGGCUGUCAUUGUGAAAUCACUGGGAGAGGAAGUUCCCCAAGGGUAUACGUGCGUGGAAACUACUCAAAGUGGAUUAUCGGCUGAUCUCAAUAAUGGAAGUUUGAUGGGUCCUCAGAUUUUAUUGUGCUACAAAAGAGGUAGAGAUAAACCACCACUGACUGAUCUGGGCGUUUUGUAUGAAUGGAAAGAGAGACUGAAGCAUGGAUGCCAAAUCAUUCAAACCACACCUUAUGGGCGACCUGCUAACAUCAGUGGUGGCACCUCAUCUCAGCGAAUCUACAUAACAUAUCGAAGAGCACCGGAAAACGUCGCCCAGAAUUCCCUGGCUGUUACUGAUAUUUGUAUAAUUAUUCCAAGUAAAGGCGAGACCCCACCACACACUUUCUGCAAGGUGGACAAAAACUUAAACAGCAGCGUGUGGGGAUCAGCAGUAUAUUUGUGCUACAAGAAGUCUUUGGCCAAAACCAACACUAUAGCUUACAAAGCUGGUUUGAUAUGUAGGUAUCCAGAAGAAGAUUAUGAAUCCUUUCCUUUACCUGAAUCAGUACCUCUCUUUUGCCUGCCGAUGGGGGCAACCAUUGAAUGUUGGCCUUGUAAUACCAAAUAUCCGCUCCCUGUUUUCUCUACCUUUGUGCUUACAGCAGCUUCUGCAGAAAAGGUUUAUGGUGCAGCUAUUCAAUUCUAUGAGCCUCUUCCUCAAGAGAACUUGACAGAUAAGCAACGAUCGCAGUUAGGGCUGGUCAGUGCAGCUGACCGCAAACCUAUCCUCUCGAAAACUGUUCACACCAGCAAGUGUAUUUGCCUUCUGUCACACUGGCCGUUCUUUGAAGCUUUUCGAAAAUUUCUCACAUUUUUAUACCGCUAUUCAAUCUCUGGACCUCAUGCACUACCUAUUGAAAAACAUAUUUGUCAUUUCAUGCACAAAGUUCCAUUUCCUUCUCCUCAAAGACCGAGGAUUCUUGUGCAGCAAUCGCCUCAUGACCACUUAAUGCUCUGCCAACCCGUUUCUUCACCACUACCAUUGAGCGGUGGCAGUUUCACCACUUUGCUGCAGAACUUGGGCCCUGAGAAGGCAAUAACUCUGCUGCUGUAUGCAGUGACUGAACACAAGAUUCUUAUUCACUCCCUUCGCCCAGCUGUGUUGACCAGUGUGGCUGAAGCACUUGUUUCUAUGAUAUUUCCAUUCCAUUGGCCAUGUCCAUACAUUCCUCUAUGCCCGUUGGCUCUGGCUGAUGUCCUUAGUGCCCCUUGCCCCUUCAUCGUAGGGGUUGACUCUCGCUACUUUGACCUGUAUGAUCCUCCAAGUGAUGUAAGCUGCGUGGACCUAGACACUAACACCAUCUCUCAAACUGAUGACAGGAAAAGCCUUACGUGGAAAGUACUUCCAAAGAAAGCCUGUAGAAAUUUGAUCAACUCUUUGAACAACAUUUAUGAACAGCUAGCAGAGAUGCAUCAAAGACCCAGAGAGGAAGCUUUAAUGGAAUUAACAAUGAAUGAUCAUGAUUUGAACUCUGGUAAAAAGAUGCAGAUGUUAGAACUGGAAAUACAAGAAGCUUUUCUUCGAUUCAUGGCUUCCAUUCUGAAGGGUUACAGAACAUACCUUCGACCUAUCACAGAAGCCCCUUCUGAGAAAACAACAGAUGCCAGCUCUCUGUUUGAUCUUCAAGGUUUUCUGAGAAGCAGAGACCGUUCCCACCAAAGGUUUUACUCACUGAUGACAAAAACACAGAUGUUUAUUCGGUUCAUCGAGGAAUGCUCCUUCGUGAGUGACAAGGAUGCAAGUCUGGCUUUCUUUGAUGAUUGUGUGGACAAAUUGGAUGCAGAGCGCAUAGAGGACUUGCGCCUCAUAGAAUUGGAUGAAUCUCACAAAAGUGAACACACAGUUUUCAUCACACCACCUGAGCUUCCAAGCCUUCCUAAUGAAGAAGAGUACCCUCUUCAGUACAGUUACAUUGGCUUCCCUGUGCUAUCACCAGAGUUAUUUGACAGACCCGUGAGUCUAUUAAAGACACCAACCAACAGGUUAACUUCAAAAAAUAGUUGCCCCAAUAGUCCAGCACCUAUGGGCAGAAGAACAAAGCAGGAGAUAAAAUCAGCUCAAAAAAUGGCAAAACGUUAUUCGUCAAUUCCUCAGAUGUGGUCAAAGUGUCUCCUCCGUCAUUGCUAUGGACUCUGGUUUAUCUGCCUUCCUGGAUAUGUGAAAGUAUGCCAUUCAAAGGUCAGGGCUCUUCGGACUGCUUAUGAUGUACUGAGAAAGAUGCAGGUCAAGAAGUUGGAGCCACCGGAUGAGGUGUGUUACCGUGUUCUGAUGCAGUUAUGCGGCCAAUAUGGGCAGCCAGUACUCGCUGUCAGAGUCCUGUUUGAGAUGAAGAAAGCUGGUGUUCACCCCAAUGCUAUUACAUAUGGUUACUAUAAUAAGGCAGUUUUAGAGAGUACUUGGCCAUCGAGCAACAGAGGUGGAUACUUUCUAUGGAUGAAGCUAAGGAAUGUUGUACUUGCAACAGCUCAGUUCCGCAGAGUUUUGAAAAAGGCUCCAGCAAACCCACUACAGACGCAGGUGCUGUCAGAUGGCAGUGACCUGGAUGCCGUUAGCCACGGCAGCAUGGAUAGCUCUAAUGAAAAUAAUACUGUGGAGCAGCCCCAGUUCAGCUCUGAGCAAAUGAAAGUAGAUUCCACUGACGAUAGAUCUAGUACAGGUGGACAAUCAGAUCUAGGAUACAACUCAUUAUCGAAAGAAGAAGUUAGACGGGGGGAAGUGCCUUCAGCCCUUGGAUCGGAGCAAUCUGCUGUGUGUCAACCAGUGGACAAGGAGGACAAGAAAGAGAGUGACUCCAGCUCAUUAUCUGAGAGUGACAGUGCAAAGGGCAGUGGAGAUUGUCUGCCCCAUUUGGAAUUUCAAGGAAGCAGAAGCAACUUGAAAUCUGUGUCCAGCAUUGUAAAGAUGAACUGCAACUUAGAGACAGCUCAGCCAAACCAGACUGCUGAGGAAAACAAUGAAAAUGCAGCAGGGGUACUGUUUACCACAUCCUUCAGUGAAGCCGCAUAUCCUGAUCCUGGGCUGGUGCACAGCAACAGCCUACGCAAGAGGCACAAAAGUGCUGUGGAGCCUGGUCUAAAGGAACAAAUGGUGUGGGGAGGAAGGAACCGCAGCCUUAGUGGUGAUGUUUAUGCAGGGCUCAUGGUGCACAGAGGAAGCAUGGACAAUGACCCCCGGAAAAUGGCAGAAAAACUGGGCGCUGACGCCAAAAUCCUAUCAACAGCUUUCCAAUUGGCCACAAGACCAAACUCAUUACAGAUUAGCAAACACAGACAUGUGCACAAGCAGGCAAGCUUAAGCCAAGAGAAGGAAUUGAGUGAUGAAGAUACUCCAUUUGAAUUGAAUGAAGCAUCAGCUAAUAUAGAGGAUAAAACAGACUCUCCUGCCAUCUUUGAUUUGGAAGAUCUGGACAGUGAACUUGAUAACAUGAAGUCUCGUGGAAAACCGCAUCAAAACCAGAGGCAGCCACCCAAGCAAUUGCAGAGGAGUCUAAGUGCAGGAGCUGGUGUCAAACUAGCAGAAAGAAAGGGAGUUCAAAGAGGCUAUGACCCCCUUUCUCUUCUGGUUGCAGAAACUGAUCAAGAGAAAGAGGAGGACGAAGAUGAAGACUAUGAUAAAUGUCUCUCCACUCCUUCAGCCCGUCGAAACUUGGCUGAAGAAAUAGAGAUGUACAUGGACUCCAUGAACAGCCCCUUGUCUAGCCGCGCACCUAGCAUGGAUUUCUCAAAGCCAGAGGAAGAGAGCAGUGGAUCAUUUAACACCAAAGUCCUGCCUGUAGUAAAAGGAUCAAGGAGAUCUAGCCUUCCAUCUGGCUCACCCAGGUCAGCAGGACUCUCACGCUCCAGAACAUUUCAACCACAAGCAAAUGUCAAGCGAAGAGACAGACUUUGGUCCUCACCAUCAUAUUCUCCAAGUAGCAACAGGAGAGUAGGAGCUCGAGAGACAGGUAGAGCUUUGACCCUCAUGUCUCCUCCUCCUUUUAAAUUAGACUCAUUAUUGCCACCCACCUUUGAUGUGCUAAAACACAGCAUGUUCUCAGCUGGGAAGGGAGUGGCAGAAAAGGCAAGCAAGUGGUACACGAAGUUGGCAACAUAUGCUGUACCCAUCAAGGAAAAUGGCAAGGGAUAUUAUUCAGAGAGAAACAGCGCCUCCUCGACUGGAAUGCAGGAUCCUGAAGCAUCAUCCUUAGAUGAAGAGACUUAUGAAGAUUCAGACAGAUUAGCUUACACCCAAGCUGGGAGCAUGCCUAUAGGCGAGACCAGAGGAGGGGGUGUGAGACAGGCUAGUGUGGACAGCUCUGGAAAUCAUGAUGGGACACCUCGACAGCAAUUACAAGUUGGCAGUGCUCAGUCAGCAAGUUCCAACUUUCCUUUGCCAGACAAAUCAGAUGUUGGAUCUUCUCGAUAUACAAGCAGCACCAGCAUCUUCCAGAACUACGCCAUGGAGAUUCUUAUCUCCAGCUGUUCCCGGUGUCGAACUUGUGACUCACUGGUGUAUGAUGAAGAAAUAAUGGCUGGCUGGACAGCAGAUGACUCCAACCUCAACACAACAUGUCCGUUCUGUGGCAACUUGUUCCUUCCUUUCCUGGGGAUUGAAAUCAAAGAUCUGCGAGGACCGGGCAGGUAUUUUCUGAAAUCCAGUGCAUCUGCAGAAAGUAUACAGAAUUUACAGUCCAUACAAUCUUGCCGAGGAAUUAAGAACUUUACAGUCUCCCCACCUGAUCUGGGUGUGAGCGAUGCCAGCAAGCCUCACUCUCCAAGAAUUACAGUGCAGGAAGUUCCAGACAUGCAGUGUAGUGUCCAGCCACCUUCAGCAAGAUGCAUUCAGAUUCCUUCAGAUCGAUGGCAUGGGAUCAGUGAGUCCUUCCCCUUGGGCCAGCCAAUGGCGAGAAGCGUCAGUGGAUGUGGCUGUGUGACUGAGGAGCCUGGAACAUGGCGACACAUCCACACUGUUCCAACAGGCAGCCUGCCCACUAACCUGAAUGAUUCAGCGGAUCCAUUGGGCAUGGAGUGGCAGUUAACCCAUCCUGACCCCGUAACAGUCCCAUACCUGAGCCCCUUAGUGUUGUGGAAAGAGCUGGAAAGUUUGCUUGAGAAUGAAGGUGAUCAAGUGAUAUCCAUGGCAACGUUUGUGGAUCACCAUCCAAUAGUAUUCUGGAACUUGGUGUGGUACUUCCGUCGGAUUGAUCUGCCCACCAACUUGCCUGGACUUGUACUAACUUCGGAACACUGCAAUAAAGGUGUGACGAUCCCUCGAAGCUGGAUGUCAGAAGACAGCAAACACGUCCUAAUUCAAAUGCUGUGGGACAACCUGAAGUUGCAUCAAGAUCGCAGCCAGCCUUUCUACAUCCUCUGGAAUGCUAAAAGUCUUAAUUACACUCUUUUAUUUGAGACUAAGAAACAUCCACUUGUUCACACUGUGCGGGAUGAAGGCCACGUAUUUAACAAGGAUUUUCUAGAUAGCAUUGUAAAAAGCAUUCAGAUGAACAACAUCUAUAAACCAAUGAGCAAGAUUCUGGAUGUGCUGAGCACACAGCCAAAUCUUAAAAGACAAAGGAGUCUAUACAGAGAAAUUCUGUUCCUGUCACUUGUGGCUCUUGGGAAGGACAACAUCGAUAUAGAUGCAUUUGACCGUGAGUAUAAGAUGGCGUAUGAUAUGCUAACUCCCAACCAGGUGAAGCUGACCCAUAAUUGUGACCGGCCUCCCAGCUCUGGUGUCAUGGAGUGUCGCAGGAUCUUUGGUGAACCCUACCUCUAGGAAUCCUGUUAAUAUUACCCUCAAUGCAGCUCCCAUCAGUCCAUCUGCAUCCACCGCACUGCCCAUUGUGCAGUGGAAGUUCAGUUCUAGGAGUCUCUAAGUUUAACAUUGUUAAAUUAUGAUGAAUUCUUUGUAAUUUUAAGACUGGAAUUGUACAGAGAAUAAGGUCAAAUGGAAAGCUUUGUAAAUAUAAUUAAAGGUACUUCAAAUAGCUUUGUAUUAUAGUACUAUUGGUCAGGUUAAUAAAAAAGAUUGCAUUGAUGCUAGAGGGCUCAGCUCUCUAAAGUAAGCUACUACCAUGUACAUAAUAGCCCUGGCUACCAUUGCAUCUCAUCGUCUAUUACCCAUAUGUUUUUUAGGAGUUCUUUUGGUCUGAAUUGUAAAAAUGUUCAUAAAAGAGAAAUGUGUAGCAGAGGCACUUUGAGUAAAAGUGACAUGUCUUUCACAUUAAAACAAAGUACUUUUCAGUAUUUGUAUAUUUAAAUAACAAGAUCUUUUGAUGCUAUCAAUCUUUAUAUACACUUAUGAUGUAGCUUUAAAGUAUGCUUGAUAUAUAAUAUAUGAUACAAUGUGGUGCAAUAUGUUCCUUUUAGAAUUUGCUUUGCAGUUUUUGUGGUACCUAGCCAUCUGAGAAAAAUCACAUUAGGCCUUCUGAAUUCCUAUCUAGAAAAGAAAGGAAGAGGCAAUGGCACGAGAAGGACUUGCAGCUGUAUUACUGAAGGGUCAGAGCAACAUGCUGUCUGUUUAAACUAUUACUGAAGGGUCAGAGCGGCAUGCUGUCUGUUUAAACAAUAUUUGUUGGGACUUUGAUUGAGAUCAAAGCUAACAUGCAACCUUUUUAUGUUGAAAGUCAGUUUUCUAUGGGAAAGUUACUGUAUUUAUUAGCUUAUUAAAUAACACUUUUUGAAAUUACUUAUUGGAUUUGUGAAUAUGAAAAUCCACUAAACAGUGAUGUCUAAUAGAAUAUUUUUAUGCUGCAAUGUUCUUGUCUAAUUACAGUGCUUUAUUAAACAAUACAGUUUUAUAUGUCCUAGUUCAGUUCUGGAGGCCAAAGGCCACAAUACAACCCUGUAGUUUCUGUAAGAAGACAACUUCCAUAUAAAAAGUCUUCUAAACCUGCCCCUUUGAAAAAUAAAGUGACAGAACACAGCCAA
Pristis pectinata (smalltooth sawfish) is the source of this 7353-nucleotide messenger RNA. It is a transcript of the gene dennd4a, whose product is annotated as DENN/MADD domain containing 4A. Gene Ontology annotation, biological process: regulation of Rab protein signal transduction. Gene Ontology annotation, molecular function: protein binding. Bases 263 to 6199 code for a protein of 1978 amino acids. The record is from RefSeq and is a predicted model, not a curated record. Gene Ontology annotation, cellular component: cytoplasmic vesicle; ESCRT I complex. Lineage: Eukaryota; Metazoa; Chordata; Chondrichthyes; Rhinopristiformes; Pristidae. The transcript is spliced from 34 exons.